AUGAUGUCGUUUAGAUCGCGUGUCGGACCACCUUCGACGCCUAUGUUAACCCUUGAGCAGAAUUUACAACGGCAUUUAUUACAGUUACAACAGCAGCAACUUGCAGCUUCAGGUACUGCCAUCCAUUUACUGCCGUCAUCACCAUUACACGGUACAACUUUAAUGACGCAAAUGCAUGCUGCAUUAGCAGCUGUUGGAGUACUGCCACAACCUCCGCAGCCCCUGCCGACUCAUACAACUGCUCAACCCACACAUCAACGUGUGACACCAGCUGCCGUAACUCAGUCAAUGCCAUCGUUAAGUGCCGAAACGAGUUCACGUCCAUCACGGGUUGAAUUCAUACAACCUCAGCCAUUUCUUUCGCGCGCUGCUGUAGCAACUGCGCGUCAAGCUUUAUUACUUGCUUCAACUUCUCAUGCUGCUCUUGCUGCUGCAACUGUCACCACUAUCCCUGCACCAUCUCCAUCUGCAUUGCAACUCUCUACAUCACAGCCGUAUUCUCAAGCUCUUGGUCGUGUUGUAAUGAUGCCACCACCUCCAUUGCCUCGUGUUCGUCAUAUCUUAACUCAGGAACGCCGCAGAUAUGCUCCUUAUCAACGUCCCGCGCCCGCUAUUCCGAUGGCUAGUGUCCCAUCAGUUGCUGCUCCUGUUGCUUCUUCUGGUGCUCCAGAAUCAUCUUCUUUCCAAAUGGGAACAUUGCCGUCACAACCGUAUUAUCCUUCUCACUUUAUGCAUGGUACAGUAAUACGUCUACAGUCGGGUCAGUUGAAAAGGGUUGAAGAAAUGAGCACAGAAGAUUUUGUUCUGUCUGCAGCAAUGAAAACGGAUCUCGUUAUCUGCAACAGCAGAAUCAUCCGAAUUCAGGAAAUUGAAAAAAAUCGUCUGGUUCUCGUUACUUUUGCUGUUGGCGAGCAAAGAAUUCUGGUAACAAUAGAGGCAGGAAUCGAGCAUCCCUACUUUGUGGUUGAUCAAGGUUGGGCAUCUUGUAGCCCAGAAAGAACGCGUGCCACAUAUGGAUUGAUUUGCAGACAGCUAAAUGUUGGUGAUGUCUGUAUAGCGUUGCGUCAUGUUGAAAGUGGUGAAACGAGCGGAAUAAGUGGUAGAGGUACGAUUCGUCCUCAUAGUGCCGCCAGAGGAGGAUCAGUUGCAAGUACAUCUGGCAUACAGCAAUUUAUGCGACCAACACCAUUAAUACAAGCACCUCGUCGACAUCUAACAUCCAUUAUUCGUGCUGAAAGAAGGUCUGGUGUUCGAUCAGCGCCGCCGCAUGAAAUACCAUCCGAGGAGUUAGCACUGCUUGACAUACGUCGACGUUUAAGGAGACGUAGGCAUAAAUCAGUGCUGUGA
Molecule: messenger RNA, 1347 nt
Organism: Acanthocheilonema viteae
Lineage: Eukaryota; Metazoa; Nematoda; Chromadorea; Rhabditida; Onchocercidae
Source: the annotation of a GenBank genome assembly